ACAACAGUUGCCUUUUAUUGCCCAAUAUGGCGGACACGCGGCUCUAUGAAAUUCUCGGUGUUUCGCCGAGUGCGAGCGAUGUGGAGAUAAAAAAGGCUUACAGGAAGCUCGCGAAAGAGUAUCACCCCGACAAAAACCCUGACGCAGGCGAUAGAUUUAAGGAAAUAAGCUUCGCUCACGAGGUACUUUCGAACCCUGAGAAACGCGAACUUUAUGACAAAUACGGAGAGAAGGGAUUACGCGAAGGCGCUGGUAUGGGUGGGGGUAUGGACGAUCUUUUGUCGCAUAUUUUCGGUGGUUUUGGCGGUGGAAUGUUCGGUGGUGGAGGACUCAGACAAAGAAGAAGGCGAGGAGAAGAUCUCUUCCAUCCUCUAAAGGUUACAUUAGAAGAUCUUUACAAUGGAAAGUCAACCAAAUUACAACUCAGUAAGAAUGUGAUCUGUGCAGUAUGUAAGGGGGUUGGUGGAAAAGCUGGAGCUGUGCGGACAUGUCAGGGGUGUAAAGGGAGGGGAAUAAAAGUGACUAUUCGCCAAAUUGGUCCUGGAAUGGUUCAGCAGAUGCAGUCUACCUGUAAUGAAUGCAGUGGGGAAGGUGAAGUACUCAAUCCCAAGGACAGGUGUAAAAAAUGCCAGGGGAAAAAAGUUGUUAAAGAAAGCAAGAUAUUAGAGGUUCAUGUAGACAGGGGUAUGAAUGACAGUCAAAAAAUAACAUUUAGAGGAGAGGGAGACCAGGAGCCUGGUGUUGAACCCGGUGAUGUUAUUCUGGUACUACAACAGAAAGAUCAUGAAUUGUUUACACGUCAGGGUGAUGAUUUGUUUAUGACCAAGAAAAUUCAUCUGGCAGAAGCUCUGUGUGGCUUCCAUAUGGUGAUCAAACACUUGGAUAAAAGAAAUUUAGUUGUAAAAUACCCUGCUGGACAGGUUAUUGAACCAGGUUGCAUAAGAGGUGUGGUUGGAGAGGGUAUGCCAGCGUACAGAAGACCCUAUGACAGGGGAAAUCUCUAUGUUAAAUUUGAAAUUGAAUUUCCUCCAAACAAUUUCAUCCCGGGUGACAAAAUAUCUUUACUAGAAUCAUUACUUCCUAGUCGGCCUAAACAACCAUCACCAGCUGAGGAUGCGGAAGAAGUGGACCUCAUGGAACUUGAUCCAAGAUACAGUCAAAAAAGGAGAGAAGCAUAUGAGGAUGGCAGUGAUGAUGAAGCAGGCCAUGGACCUCGUGUGCAGUGUGCACAUCAGUAAUUAGAACUCUUUAAGGAACCACUUUGCCUGGCAGCAUUUUAAGCCUGUUCCUGUGAGCUAUUUGGGCAUUUUAGAGUUAAAAUAAUUUCAAUUCCUUUUUGACACAAAUUUUCUGAAACUUGUCAUAUUUGACAUCAUGUUGUGAAGUAGUUCACUUGUUCAACCAAGACCCUGGCUUCUAGUGUAGUUUUGUUUUGUUAUGAGCUAAAUGUAAAGUAAGUAUCCCAUCAACUACAGGCCAUGUGUUUGAUGGAAGCAUUUUGUGCUAUUUACUACAACAGUGCCUCCAGACAUUUUUUUGAUCACCAAUGAUGGUUUAAAAUUGUUCAUAGCCAGUAUUACAUUUCAAGAGGUCUUUAUGAACCCCAGAACAUUUAUUAAAUUAUAUACAUGUAUCAUAAGUCAUUUUAAGCAGAGGUAACUAUAAAGUGUGAUUCUUCCUCUGUUUCACACCAUUCUUCCUUUUUAACUAACCUAUUCUACAACAGUGCAUCCAGUGUACAUAAAAUGAUUGUCUAUUGCAGCAAAUUUAUUGUAUGAAUUUUGAAUCGGCAAUUACUCACAAACUAUUCACAUCAGAAAAGGUUUCUAGUAUUAGCAUCAGAAGGAGGCAGAGGACACAAAUCUUUCCUUUGUACUCUUUAGAACUUGUGGUAUAAUCAUAAAUAUGAAUAUUUGUGCUGAUUACAUGCUGAUUUGAAAUAACCUCAAUUCAUUAAUUGUUGUCAGUUUGCACAUAAAUUGAAGGGAGAAUGGUGUGAUAAAAAGGCACCAAACCUCUUUUGUUGUGAAUUUUUUAUUGGGUAUUAAGAGUUUUCUUUUGAGAUAUUGAAUGGUGGCAUGUAGAGAUGGCUUUAUUAAUUUUCAAUGGCCAAAAAAUAUAAAGAGCAAUAGUGUUCUUUCCGUCUUCAGGCUAUCAAUCUUGUAAUUUCUGUUUACCAUAUUGAUGUGAGUUGUUUUGUCAAACAACAGCUUUGCAUGUAAUGUAAGGUCUUUGAUGUGGUCACUAGUGAGGAUUCGGAGAAUGCCUCUGUGCCAUUGGAUGUAUUGUGUUGUGUGGAAUUUAUUUUUGCUUUGUUUCCAUUGUGUACACUUUUAUUGAAUAAGUGUCUCCAUAAUGUAGCCACAAAAAUCAAAUGAAGUAGGUUUUAGAAUUUGUGUUUCCAAGUUUGUGUAAGAUGGAGCUUCAACCCUACAAUUAUUCUCACUGGAUGGUAAAUAAAAUUUCAUGUUUGAGCAAGAGA
This is a messenger RNA of Pocillopora verrucosa, 2482 nucleotides long. Its product is annotated as dnaJ homolog subfamily A member 2. Gene Ontology annotation, cellular component: cytosol; cytoplasm. NCBI's taxonomy places the organism in Eukaryota, Metazoa, Cnidaria, Anthozoa, Scleractinia, Pocilloporidae. Gene Ontology annotation, biological process: protein refolding; response to heat. The record is from RefSeq and is a predicted model, not a curated record. Gene Ontology annotation, molecular function: Hsp70 protein binding; ATP binding.